Molecule: messenger RNA, 1316 nt
Organism: Nymphalis io (European peacock)
Lineage: Eukaryota; Metazoa; Arthropoda; Insecta; Lepidoptera; Nymphalidae
Exons: 2
Coding region: 142-1038 (298 amino acids)
Source: RefSeq, a predicted model, not a curated record
AUUCUUAAUGUUUUUCUACUACAUUCUUGUGUUUUUCUUUUGAAUGUGACAUGUGAAAUGUGUUCAAUUGCAUUUUUAUAAUAAUAUGUACAUACAUUUUAUUAAGCGUAAUGAAAAACGAAACAGUUAUAUUAAGUUGCAAUGCGUCUAAUAUCGAUAUUAGUGUGUACCAUGACUAUUUAUAAAUGUGUAGUCCCAAGAAAGUGGUUUGAUUCAAGCAAAGAUGAAUUGGCUUAUGUGGAUAAUCCCGUCGAAUCAGAGUUUCCAGGACAUUGGCUGCCUGUUAGCUUAAUCAAACGUAUUAUGGAAAUGCGUGUUCGAACAACGCCUGAAAAAUAUAAUUUUAAUAAUAAACCUUUAUUUAAACAAAAUGAUGUAACUAGACAACCUCUUUAUUUGAAAAAAACAGUAACACCUAGAGAAAGACUGAUUAUGACAAGCAUUAAAAUAUCAGCCAAACCAAGUUCAGUAAAAUUGUAUCUGCUUUCUUCUAAAUUGGCAUACAAAGAUGUAAAUGUACAGUCAACUAAUUAUAAAAUGGAUGUGAGUAGUACUAUACAAGACGGCAAAGUGGAAGUAACAAAUUUAUCUACAAGGGACACUACCACAGUUAUGGCUAAAGUGAUUUCUACGUCCACUAAUACAGAAAUUGCGACGAAUUCAAAAACGCUUACCUCAACAGUGACUACGACUGCAAAAAUACCAUUGACAGCGUCCACCGUUGUUCAAUCGACAGAAUCAGUAAUGAGGAACAUUGCUACUACAAAUCAAAUAUCACCGAAAAUACUGACAACUACAAAACAGUUAACAACUGCAGAAAUAACAACAGAUAGUACAACAGAAAUGGUAUCGAGUACAUCAGAAAAUUCGGCGAAUGAAAAAGAAAUGCAAACAAAUAAAACAGAAACGCCAAUGAAUACGACAACAACAACAACAACAACAACAACAAAAUUAACAACUGUAGCCCCUCAACCACUGACAACUACAAUAUCAACAACGCCUACAACUACAACAGAAACAGGGAAUCCAUUUUAUUGACAUUUACGGAAAGCAAAUUUGUACAAAUAUUAAACUUCCCUUUAUUUCGUGUCUUUGUAAAACAUUCAUUUUUUAACUCUUGGUAAUUUAUGUGUAUAUGUUAAAAAAAAUAGAACCCGUUAACAAUGCCUUUGAUAAUGUAUUUCAACAUAAAAUUUACUUGAACGCAUAGCUUAUUUUGCAAAUGAAUAACGGGCGUAAAAUCGGAAGGAUGUAUUUACAAUCCUGCUGCGAUAACACUUUGAAUAUGAUUUUGAAAUAGAUUUUACUGAAUUAGU